AUGAGUACUGGUGGUGCUGCUACGACGCCCAGAAAACGAGGGCCAGAGAAAAAGAUACAGCCUGGAGAAUUGUGUCAAGUCUGCAACGAGCAAGCGACCGGAUUCAAUUACGGCGCGCUGACUUGUAAUCCGUGCAAAAGCUUCUUCCGGAGAACUGUUUUGGAGAAUAACCUCACUCAGAAAUGCGAUCGAGGCGGCUCCUGCUACGGGAAGUUCAUCAGACGAUGCAUCGACUGCCGCCUGGCUAAGUGUGAGCUUGUGGGCAUGAACGCAGAUUACAUUCGCGAUCUGCGAAUUCGAUCGAUAAGAAGGCGAAUCCAGAAGAUUCCGACCAACGGUCAAAUGAUGAAGUUCUCCGAAACAUUAGACCCAUUUCAAGAAAAUUUUCUGGCGAUCCUGGAAGGUUUCUGGAUCAUUUACAGGAAUAAACAGGCUAAUGCUCAUGAGCCAUCUCUUGACACAACUGGUGCUGUUCAAAGAACAGCCUACGAAGUCGUCGUUAACUUCGAAAACAAGCUGAGCACCAUCAAGCAACCGAAUCCCUUUUUCCACAUUGCGCUCGAUCGUCUUCACUUCGUCAAGGAUGUCAUUAACCUUCAUGCGUCGAUGAUGCUGGUCUUUCUCGAAGCGAUUCCGUCAAUCAGAUGGCAUCAGCUCCAAGAGGAAACAAAGCGCGAGCUUAUCACAUUCGGAACGAUGGAGAUACCGCUGAUUCGAUCUGGCUCCCGUUCGCUGUCCGGUAUCCCCCCGAAUCGGGUUCAAUUCGAGGGAACCGGCCUCCGCAACUGGGUGAUCGAACACAUGUUCGCGCUCAUUGACGAUUUUUCGAUGAAACUUCAACCCGAUUCGUACGAAACCGCGCUCAUCGCUGCCCUCGCCGCUACUUCGCCUGAUAGGGGCAUUUCAAGCGCCGUUGAUUACAAAAUCCUCAGCAACAUCCAGACCUCGAGGAUGUGGCUUAUUGCCGCAUUGUUGACCCUCGUGUCUGGGGCGGCAGAUGCGUCCACUUCCAAAGUUUCCAUCAACCUCAAAGCUGGUUGGAAAUCUCCUCCGAUUUAUGUAGAAGCUAUUGAGUACAUCGCUUCUCUCGGUGACCAGGAUGUUUUGUUCAAAUUCAUCGAAAUGGUUAGCUACAUUCCGGAGCUCAAUGAGAAAUCGGACAUCGAGAUCUAUGAUACAGUAAACACACUUGUGAACGGCAUGAAACUGUCCAAGGCGGACAUUCGAAUGAUGAACUUCGCCCUCUCGCUUCAUAUUUUCUCCCCUAAAAUCGAGGCCACGCGGAGUAAAUGGAUCGAAGCCCCUAGUGAUUGUAGUUCAGUCUUCUUCUCGUCCGCCGGAUCAUCUUUUUGUGAACUUGAACCUGAAGAAAUUGGCGAGCCAGCUGCAGUACAGACCGAUCUCGUCCUAAUCCCAGGAUCAAAAAAGAUCAUCAUGCAUGGAAUCGCUGAAGCCGCCGGUUUCUAUGACCGAUUGCAGGCGGCUAAAGUAUUUUGCACGCGCAAUAACAUUGGACUCUCCUUGAGAUGGCAAUUUAGCGAUGAUUUGUGUGCCACUUCAUCGUUAACUGGUUACGGUGUUGAGUUGCGUUUGAAAUCGACCGAGUACAAAGCAUCCGAUGAUUCGAUGGAGAAAGAAGACGACGAUGAUUUAGUCAAGACUGCAGCUGGAUUCGACUUUGAAAUCCUUUCUAAACGAUUCCCGGACUUGCAGAAAGAAAUAAAGAAGUUCUCAAGAUACGUGUCCGAUAGUUCUCAAGAAAUCCAGCCGAUGAAAAAGUGGCAAAUGGGCGAUCUCUCUUACCAAGCUGGUCUUGCCGCUCAUGAAGCAUUCUCAAAAGACGGCCCUGAAGCAGGUCUUGAAUCCCUCCAAAAGAUCAGCGGCAACUUUCCACAAAUGGCCAUGCGUCUUGCACGAUCAUCCGUACCUUCAGCGUUUAAAAAAGAGGUGAAGAAAAUCUCCGAAUCUCUUUCUCAGACAGUUGGAGUUCGCCAAGGCGAGUCGUACUUUUCCAUAAACGGAAUGCCCGUUGAUCUCACGUCGCAGUGGGGUGAUCCUUUCCAACUUUUCGAGACUGUCAAAGGCGAACUAAAAGUAAUGGAAAAACUAGCUGGACUUGGAAUAACUGGAGACCUUGCUCAGUCGAUUCUUCAAGCUCCCGAGCCUCAAGGAUCGUCAUCCGAAGCUGUUUUAAAAAUACCUGGUGAUAACGAGGGACUUGUGUGGCUAAACAACAUAGAAAGUGAUAAAAAAUACGUUCAAUUUGGCCAGUCACUGCAAGAAUUUCUCCGCCCUACUUUUCCAGGCGUUAUCAGACGACUUCGCUACAAUUACCUUAAUUUGAUGGUCUUCGCUGAUCCGCUCAAUAAAGAAAUUCACGCGAUUCAUGAUGUUAUCGAUACGCUUUCUCAGAAUAAUCUUCCCGUCCGGGUGGGUAUCGUCUUCACUGGUAGUUCCGAUGAAUCCCUGGCUGCUUCUGCCAUUUUCCACUUCUUAUCGAAGCGUAGCAAAGAGAAGAAUAAGUCGAACAUGUACACGUGGAACAAGUGGAUUGCCCUUUUGGAGGAAAAUUUUGAUUCUGCUUCGAUCAAGAAAUUAGGAGUUGAAAAAGACGAAAUAACAUCGAAAGACUCUGAAUUCUUCCAGGCAGCCGUCAAAAUGCAAAAGUACGGCGAUCGAAUCGGCGUUGGCACUGCCAGCUCGAUUCUCAUCAAUGGAGCGGCAAUUAAAAAUCUCGUUUUUGGGGAGGGAAUUGAAGAAAUUGUUUAUCAAGAAAUGCUCGAAGCAGUUCCAGAUAUUCAACGCGCGAUCUACUAUGGAACUUAUCGCGGGGAAGUUAGUUUUACCGAGUACUUCAACAGUCGAGGCGGAGUGGUUACUCGUUUCAAUCAGGAUAUUCUCAAAGCUCCAGUGCUAAACAUCGACUUGACAACACUCGACUUCGAUGGAGAGUAUCACGGCGACGGAAAUAUUUGCACCUUCUGGGUUACAACUGAUUCUGAAACAUCUCAAGUCGCCCAUGAAGCACUCGAACAUCAAAAAUCAUCGAAAAAUUCAAGAACAGCGAUUAUUAACUGUUCUGAAUCGUCAAAGCUUUGCGAGUCUUUGGACAAAGAUGCAGUUUACAUCAAUGGCCGUGCUUAUACAAAGAACACCCAGAGCUUCCUUGCCGCGGACUUUGCCCUCCUAGAAACACUAGCGAUUCAAUUUGGAGCUAAUAAGAUCGCUCACUUGCUCAAGUCUUUUGACAAUGAUGUCAUCACAAAAACAAUCAACAUUCUUUCUUCCCAGACUGAGAUCAAGUCCCGGAAAUCAGUUUCCUUCCCAGCGGCUAAAUACUCGCUCUUGGAUUUUGAGCCUUUGCGCAAAAAUGAAGCUUCAUUCGAUGUCAUCGCUGUCUUGGAUCCUGCAUCGGAAGAUGCCCAAAAGAUGAUCCCUAUUAUUUCUACUCUCCGUAAAGUCGUUAACAUGCGGCUAAAGAUCUUCCUCAACUGUCAGGAGAACUUGUCUGAGCUCCCCGUCAAAUCUUUCUACAGAUUCGUUAUCAGCGAUGAAUUCCGUGAAUCUGAUAAGACAAGGGCCGUUUUCAAGGGACUCCCUCAACACUCUCUUCUUACAGCCGCCGUCGUUCCUCCAGAAUCAUGGAUGGUCGCCGCUGUCGAUGCUGUCCAUGACUUGGACAACAUCAAGCUCGUAGAUCAAGGAGAUGUCUAUGCUGGUUUUGAACUGCAGCAUUUGCUACUCGAAGGACAAGCCGUUGAUGUUUCUAAUGGUUCUCCUCCUCGAGGAACUCAAUUUGAACUCGCCAAAACUGAUGUUGCUCUCGAUACACUUGUCAUGGCUAAUCUUGGCUACUUCCAGUUUAAAGCUUCCCCUGGCUUUUGGAAUCUGAAUCUUCGCGAAGGAUUGUCUAAAGAUAUCUAUGAAAUCAAGGAAAUCGAGGCAGACGGAAAAGAACAAGGUGAAAUUAUGAUGACAUCUUUUACCCCGAAGAGCAUCCGAGUCGGCGUUGCGAAAAAAUCGGGAAUGGAAGAUAUGGACGUUCUCGGCAAGGCUGAUGAUCGACCACAAGUAAAUAACGAUGAGGGGUCUAUUUGGGAUCGCGUAGGAGAGGCGGUAGGCCUUAAAUCUAAGAAGGAGGUCAAAGAAGAGCCUAAACCGGAGGUCGAAACCAUCAAUAUCUUCUCUCUCGCCUCUGGACACAUGUAUGAGCGUCUCAUGCGAAUCAUGAUGCUUUCAGUGGUCCGAAAAACAAAUACUAAAGUCAAAUUUUGGAUCUUAGGAAAUUACGCCAGUCCGGCUUUUAGAAAAUCUUUACCAAUCGUGUCCAAAGAAUUCGGUUUUGAAUACGAGUUCGUCCAAUAUAAAUGGCCUAGAUGGCUGAAUGCACAAAAGGAAAAGCAACGAACAAUGUGGGGCUACAAGAUUCUCUUCCUUGAUGUCCUCUUUCCUCUUUCUGUGGACAAGAUUAUCUUCGUCGAUGCUGAUCAGAUCAUCAGAGCUGACUUGAAGGAGCUGGUCGAACUAGAUUUGGAAGGCAAUCCUUAUGGUUACACACCAUUCUGUGACGAUCGUAAAGAAAUGGAUGGCUUCCGAUUUUGGAAUGGUGGGUACUGGAAACAACAUCUUGCUGGACGAAAGUAUCACAUUUCCGCAAUUUACGUCGUCGAUCUUAAACGAUUCCGUCAACUUGCUGCAGGGGAUCGACUUCGAGGACAGUACCAAGGGCUCUCACAAGAUCCUAACUCGCUCGCAAACUUGGAUCAAGAUCUACCGAAUAACAUGAUUCAUCAAGUCGGAAUCAAGUCUUUGCCGCAAGAAUGGCUCUGGUGUGCCACUUGGUGCUCCGACGAGUCCAAAGCUCGAGCGAAAACCAUUGAUCUCUGCAAUAAUCCUCUUACAAAGGAACCUAAACUUGUGGCUGCUGCGAGGAUCGUCCCCGAAUGGACUGGAUACGAUGAAGAAAUCAAACUUAUCCUUCAAGGCGAGAAGCCAGUAGAAAAAGAAAACUUUAAUGUCAAGGAAGAACUUUAA
Molecule: messenger RNA, 5034 nt
Organism: Oikopleura dioica
Lineage: Eukaryota; Metazoa; Chordata; Appendicularia; Copelata; Oikopleuridae
Source: the annotation of a GenBank genome assembly